CUGAUGUCUCCCUAGGAAACGUCCCCCUCCCGUCCGCUUGCGGGAACCUUUGUUUCUCGCUUCUGAUGCCGGUUAGGGCAGGGACGGGUUCGGAAAGAGCGGCCGGGAACGGACAGAGUGGCGGGGCGGAGCGGUCUUUGCAAUGGCUGCUACUGUGAACUUGGAACUUGAUCCCAUUUUUCUGAAAGCCCUGGGUUUCUUACACUCCAAGAGUAAAGACUCUGCCGAAAAACUAAAAGCACUGCUUGAUGAGUCUUUGGCCCGGGGCAUUGAUUCAAGUUAUCGUCCAGCUCAAAAGGAUGUGGAACCACCCAAAAUUUCAAGCACAAAAUCUAUUUCUAUCAAGCAAGAACCUAAAGCAUCGUCUAGUCUCCCUUCUGGCAGUAAUAAUGGCAAAGUCCUCGCAGCAGAAAAGAUAAAGAAAGAGGCCGAAAAGAGACCCGCUGAUAAAAUGAAAGAUGUCACUGAAGGAGUUGAUAUUCCAAAGAAACCUAGAAUGGAGAAACCAGAGACACGCUCUUCUCCCAUUACUGUCCAAACCAGCAAGGACUUAGCUAUGGCUGACCUCUCCAGCUUCGAAGAGACUAGUGCUGAUGAUUUUGCCAUGGAGAUGGGCUUGGCCUGUGUUGUCUGUAGACAAAUGACAGUGGCUUCAGGAAAUCAAUUAGUAGAAUGUCAAGAGUGCCAUAACCUCUACCACCAAGAUUGCCACAAACCCCAAGUGACAGACAAAGAAGUGAAUGACCCUCGUCUGGUGUGGUACUGUGCCCGGUGCACCAGACAAAUGAAGAGAAUGGCUCAGAAAACUCAGAAGCCCCCACAGAAACCAGCUCCCACUGUUGUUUCUGUGGCCCCAGCUAUCAAGGAUCCGCUAGUUAAGAAACCAGAAACCAAACUUAAACAGGAGACAGCCUUCCUAGCAUUCAAGAGAACAGAAGUCAAGCCACCCACAGUUAUUUCAGGAAAUUCUUCUGGUAGCAACGUGUCCUCGUCAGUAACUAGCGGCCUAACUGGAUGGGCAGCUUUUGCAGCCAAAACGUCGUCAGCUGGUCCAUCAACUGCAAAAUUGAGUUCAGCAGCGCAAAACAACAGUGGAAAAGCUGCUGCCUCGUCAGCUAACCAGAAGCCCGUGGGUUUGACUGGUCUGGCAACGUCAUCCAAAGGUGGAAUAGGUUCCAAAAUAGGUUCUGGUAACAGCUCUUCCCCUUCAGUACCCUUGAAACCACUCCCACCCCUAACCUUAGGCAAGACUGGCCUGAGCCGCUCAGUUAGCUGUGAUAAUGUCAGCAAAGUGGGUCUUCCCAGUCCUAGUAGUUUAGUUCCUGGAGGCGGCGGGCAGCUGAGUGGGAAUGGAAAUAGUGCUGCGUCAGGGCCCAGUGGGAGUGCCACAAGCAAAACCACAUCAGAACCCAGCAGCGGCCCCUCAGCAUCGCUUAAAGGGCCAACUUCCCAGGAAUCGCAGCUCAACGCCAUGAAGCGAUUACAGAUGGUCAAGAAGAAAGCUGCCCAAAAGAAACUCAAGAAGUAAUGUGGCCAAAUAGGUUUUUAUAUCAUAUUGCUCUAAAGAUAAAAAAAAAAUCCUUAUUGGGACAAAACAUGUAAUAUACUGUAACUUAAUUAAAAAAAAACUUGAUGAUCACAUCUCUAUUGUUACGUUAAAGUGCUAAUACUAUUUAGCCAAACUUGGAACCGUUUAUUUCAAUCUGUUCAGUAUUUUUAUUUUAAUAGCUUCCACAAAGUGUGAAAAUAGUGAUUAUAAUGACUGAUUUACGAUGAGACCUUCAGGAGAUUGAUGGCAUAUGCAAAUGUAAAGAAAUGUUCACCUGGCAAAAUACCCCAAGAUUUAAAUCUCCAGCAAUAAAGUACCUAUGGGUGACAGGGAUGACUCAAUAUAGUGUUUUAUAAUUGGCUCUCUGCCUUAGGGGGAAAUCUCUCCCUCUCGCUCCUGUGAACUCUAGACAUAAUGUGAUCCUACAUGAGGUGACUCAAGUCAUUGCCUUGUAAGCUAAUGAGUUAGUUGGCCAUCAGUUUAUGUAUAUAUUCCAACAAAGAAUAGAAUGCUUUCAGUAUCAGACCAAUAAAUAUAUUAUAGCAAAAUGCAGCAUCCUUUUUACAGUCAACAAAUACCUCAUCUUUUCCUGAAACUGAGUCUUGUGAUUUCCUAUAUUCACUGAGUAGAAUUGUUUUAUCACCCCUGAUGUGUCCUACAAAAUCUGAUCUCAAAACAUCUUCCUGUAUCCCUCGGUUUCCUAGCAUCAUUACCCUAAAAUAAAUUGAUAAAUAGUCUUUGUAAAGAUAAAA
This is a messenger RNA of Mesocricetus auratus (golden hamster), 2301 nucleotides long. It is a transcript of the gene Ints12, whose product is annotated as integrator complex subunit 12. Gene Ontology annotation, biological process: snRNA 3'-end processing. NCBI's taxonomy places the organism in Eukaryota, Metazoa, Chordata, Mammalia, Rodentia, Cricetidae. Bases 143 to 1528 code for a protein of 461 amino acids. The transcript is spliced from 7 exons. Gene Ontology annotation, cellular component: integrator complex. The record is from RefSeq and is a predicted model, not a curated record.